This is a messenger RNA of Prinia subflava (tawny-flanked prinia), 4801 nucleotides long. It is a transcript of the gene ENPP5, whose product is annotated as ectonucleotide pyrophosphatase/phosphodiesterase family member 5. The transcript is spliced from 4 exons. The coding region runs from base 263 to 1675 and encodes 470 amino acids. Lineage: Eukaryota; Metazoa; Chordata; Aves; Passeriformes; Cisticolidae. The record is from RefSeq and is a predicted model, not a curated record.
UAAGGAAAUACUGGACACGGCAGUGAGCGCGCCGGUUCCGUUGACGCGGUGGUGCUCGGUCACAGGCUGGAUCUGUGAUCUCAGAGCUCUGUCCCGACCCAAAUGACGCCUGACUCCGCAAUUCCGUAGCUCCGCAACUCCGUGACUCCGUAAUUCCGUGUCCCUCUCCCGCCGGGCCCGCCCCUCGCGCUGAGUGACAGCGCCGGGGCCGCUCCCGGGCGGGGCCGGGCCGGACCCGCAGCUCCGCGGGCCCUCAGAUGCCAUGUUGCCUCAGAAGAGGGGACAGAUACCUUCCCGCAUAGCCAUGAGCAGUUCCUGGAAAGUCCUGGGAAUUUUCUUACUCUUUCUUCCACGUGCACUGUCUCUCCAGGCAGCGCAGCCCAGGGUGCUGCUGGUGUCUUUCGAUGGCUUUCGCUGGGAUUACAUCUACAGAGUGCCCACUCCCAACUUUGACUCUGCCAUGAGGAGCGGGGUGCACGUCAGGCAGGUCACGAACGUGUUCAUAACCAAGACCUACCCCAACCACUACACGCUGGUGACCGGGCUCUACGCGGAGAGCCACGGCAUCGUCGCCAACGAGAUGUACGACCCCAUCCUGAACGAAACCUUCUCCCUGAACAAAAUGAACACCCACAACUCCAAGUUCUGGGAAGAGGCCAGCCCAAUAUGGGUGACGAACCAGAGGGAAGGACACAAAUCUGGUGCUGCUAUGUGGCCUGGAACAGAUGUGAAGAUACAUGGAGUCUUGCCUACACAUUACAUGCCCUACAAUGAAUCUGUUCCCUUUGAAGAAAGGGUAGCAAAGCUCAUUGGCUGGUUUACAUCAGAAGAACCCAUAAACUUUGGUCUCCUGUACUGGGAACAGCCUGAUGAGAUGGGCCACAUUCUGGGCCCAGAAAACCCACUUAUGGGAGCGAUAAUCAGUGACAUUGACAGAAAACUGGGCUAUCUCAUUUCUGAACUGAAGAAAGCGAAGCUGUGGGAUGUGAUAAAUGUCAUAGUCACGAGUGAUCACGGAAUGUCACAGUCAUCCUCAGAAAGGCUCAUUGAGCUGGAUCAGUACGUGAGCAGAGAGCUCUAUGAAGUCAUCGACCACUCCCCCACAGUAGCCAUUCUGCCAAAAGAAGGCAAACUGGAUGAAGUAUAUAAAGCUUUGGCCAACGCUCAUCCCAACAUGACUGUAUAUAAAAAGGAGCAGAUUCCAGAUAGAUUUCAUUACAAACACAACAGUAAAAUUCAGCCCAUCUUAGCAGUGGCUGAUAAAGGAUGGGAAAUUGUACAUAACAAGACCGAUGGUUUUCUAAUUGGUAAUCAUGGAUAUGACAACGCCAUACCAGAAAUGCAUCCCAUUUUCCUGGCAGUUGGGCCUGCUUUCAGGAAGAAUGCCACCAAACAAUUCAUGAAUGCUACAGACUUGUACCCUUUACUGUGCCACCUGCUUGGCAUCAGCCCACUGCCCAACAAUGGUUCCUUCAAUGCUGUGAAGGAUAUCCUUGCUGAGGAAGUUCCUGGAGGCCGCAGAGCAGAUUCCUACUCCACUGUUGUAGGAGUCUUCCUGGGUAGCUUGCUGGUUUUUGUUUUUACUGCAGUUUUUGUUAAGCAUUUUGUCCUCGCCCAAGCAAAUUCCAUGCAAAUCCGACACACUGAAGCUGCCCAGCCAUUGCUGCAAGAUUAAUAACAGCUGGGAUUAUUUCCUGUUUGAGGCUUAAAAUAAGCCUAUACAAAGAAAAUAAACAGUGGAGGUGGAUCAGCAUGAAUAUGUGGAGUGAAAGGAGGUGGAUGCUGAUCCCUUGGUACUCUGGGGCAUGUAAAGACCAGGGAUGGAGAGAGAGCAUGUUCCUGUUUCACCCUGCAGCCACUUCAUCUUCCAGGGCUUGAAGAUAUCCUAGGUAAACCUGGGAAGCUCUGUGUGUGUAGACCUGUAGUGACAAUAGACCUCAAAUACCUUAUAAUGGCUAUUCCUAGGGAAAUAACAUCAACUGGGGUGCACUUCACAGACUAUUAAAUGAUGAUUUCAUUUCCCACCCUCUUUUUUUGUUUUAUUCUUUGAGGGAUUUUUUGAGUCUCUUUGAUUUUAACAAAUCCCUGAACAGUACUAAACUUCUUUGUUAGUAUUUUUCUUCCCUGCCCAAGGAAGCUUGUGCAUGGAUCACCAUUACAGAUAACUUGGUGGAUUAAAUCCUGCAGGAAAGAAUAUUAUUAUUCAGCUAGGUCAUGCAGGGCUAGGUGUCUAAGUUUAAAGUUACAUCUAUUUCUUCAAAUUACUAUGUUAACUGUAGCCCAAAAUACAAAUCUUAAUUGGUAUUGCCUUUAGCAACCAGCAUUAAACUGCUUGAUUCUUAAUGUUUUAAAAAUUAUCUAAGUAAAUAUAGGUUUUUACCACUUUAGCUAUGAUUUCAGGUAAAUGUAGGCCUUUACUUUUUCUAUUUCCUGUACACUGCACUAAAUUUUCUAGGAGUUCCAUGCAGCUGGCAGGAUGUACAAACACCAUAUCUGUAUAUCCAAAUGGAGUCUUUUCUAUUUCUGUGGUGCUAAAGGAGGUGAAUAAGUUAAGGAACAAGGAUGCUCAGGCUGGACAUUCUGAGUUUGACUUGUGUCUUGUGCUUUAUCUGCUCAGUCUGGGUGGGCCUUGGAAUUGGAUGAUCAGGAUUACACAUGCAGUUUAAGGGGUAGCUCUAUAAAUCUCAAGCCAUAUAUGUUCUUAAAUCUGAAAAAGCACACUUUGAUAAUAAAAAAAAUGAUGUAAAACUGGAAUUUAUUUUUCCAGAGGAAAACCUCUGUCAGGGAAAAAUAUUAAUUCUGAGUCAACAAAGGUAAAAAAAAUUCUCUUUUUUUUUUGUGUGGCAAUAAAUCUUCUUGCUAGUGUAGCUGUGGGUUUUUUGUGAGCUCACUUAAACGGUAAGUGAGAAUCUGCUGACUAAAGUUUGUACAAAAACGUGAAGUGAGAAAAGCUGCAGAUUGUCAGACUUCUCCCUGUGAGAUGAUAGUAUUUCUCUGCACUUUGUUGCUUAGUACAAUGCCUGAAGGAGAAAGAAACUUUCAAAAUUAGUGUAGAAGUAGCAGACUGGGUAUUUUUAAAUGCAAUUUAUGUCUGUAUCCACAGCCCCCAGCAGAAGGCAAGGAUGGGAACACCUCAGCUUUGGAUGUGCUCUGCUAAUCCAGGGGCGUGACUGACAGUACUGCAAAGGGAGGGCUGGGGUACACAAUUCCUUUUGCUGGGCUAAAUCCCAGACUUAGUGAAGAUCUGUUGUGUUUCUCUGCGAUGGCAGGGACAUUUGCUUAGCACCAAGCUGUCUUGCAAACAGGUGUGGACAUUUCCAGGGGCCACAUUCGGGUGCAGGGAACGCUUCAGAGGGAAGGCAAUGAAACAGCCCAGCUUAAGGGUUCUGCUGGAAGUUCAGCUGUAAUAGCAGCUUUAGGAAGGCAGGAAAAAUGCAGGUCUGUUGGAAGAUACCCUUGAUUUGGGGGAUGUGUAUGAAAUCCUGUGAACUCCAGCUGACUCAGUGCUGUUACUGUGCUGUGAACUGCCUUGUUUUCCUGCAUUGCCCUUUUCUUAAGAAAACACUGAAGGAAAAGGGCUGUAAGGCUGAUUCUUAGUGCAGCUGGCCAUUAGCUGUGUCUGAAGGUGAAUUUGUUGGAACAGGUAAAACUGAGUGCUGCAGGGGCUCCAGCUGAACCACGACACCAGUGGUGUGUUCACAGCAGUGUUCAGAGACCGGGGAAGUCUGAGCACAAACCCCAAACCUCUGGGUUGUUACUAACACCUUCCCUAUCCACUGUCCUAAAAGGGAUGGCACACUGCAAACUGAUGCACUGAGUCCACAUUUUGUUGCUUAUUUGCAGCUUAAAAAUGAAUUGUAGCACAAAUGUAUUGUGUGUUUGAAGGAAGAUCUACAGGCUUUGAUAAGGUAAUAACAAUGCCAUAACCCUCAUCUGUAGCUUCUGCACUUUGGAACAUAUUGCUUUAGUAGAAAUUCUUCUUAUUGCAGUAAUUUCAUAGCAGUGAUUGUGGCAGAUGUAAAAAUAACUGGGUUGUAAUCUCAGAGCUUUUCCUUAAACCCCACUUUAAGUGUGGCAAGAAUAGCUCUAUCAUCAGCCCAAGUGACUCUUGAUUUUAAGGAGGGGGCAAAGUUUGUCAGUGUUGAUCAGUCAUUUGGGACUUGGAUUUACUUGCCCAAAUAUGCAACAAGGAUAGAGCAGUAGGUUUUCCCCAACAAAGGGUUUGGGAACAAUAACACUCAGAAUAGGCUGGGGACGUGAAUGUGAGAAUUGUUGAUGUCAUUGUUCUGUAUUGCACUGUGAGGCCCUUCUUUGAGGAGGGCAAAAAAAAAACUUUGUAAAACUAUGAAGAGAAUCUUGUAGCAUUUGAGUAUUUCAGAUUAGGGUCAAACAUUUCCUUUAUUCUUAGGUGUAUUUGCAGGUACCUCUUGGGUAGUUCCUUGCUAGGACAUUUGCCCAACUGUUUUAAGUUACUGGGUGUGAGCUUGAUGAAAUUGAAAGCACAGAUGAUGCCUGGAGAAAAACAGUGACUUUUUCUCUGAUGUGACAUUUUGUCAGACACCUUUUUGGGUGGGAUCUGGUUUCUGUGUAUAUGAUACUUUCUAUGAUGUACAAACAAGUUUAUUGGAAAGAGAACUUGAGUACACUGUGUACUGCUUGUAACUUAAACUUGCAAACCAAGAAUGAUGCAUGAUGUGUUUCAUUACUGACCUGUGGAGCAUACAGAUGUCAAAUGUUUUCUUUGUUUCUUCUUGUUUGGAAACGCUGAAGUUAAAAUACAUCUUUGCUAUAAUGCUGUCAA